AUGCAGCGCAUUGUCGGUGCAGCAUUUGAGAAGUCGAUAUCGUCAAAGACAAACACGAUGGCACGAGAUGUUUCCGAACCUGUAGUGCAUAAUCCCCUCAUAGCUCUUCUGAGAGACGAACGACCAUACAGCUAUUCUGAGCUUUCCCAACUGAAAAUUCCCGUGCUCCGAGACGACACCAAAUUGACACUGGACCAAGUCAAAUGCAUCUUGCUUGAUGUCCUCAUCGAAAAUAAUGCGGACGUCUUCAGAGCGGCCUCUGUGCUGACGGUGCCGUUGUUCGGCGAUGAGUUCAGCACAGUCGAGCCAUUUGAGUACGUUGUCACAGAACCACCAGAAAUGCAGAAGUCUGGAAGCAGACUCAUGGCAGGCCUGCAAUGCAAUGAGUGCAUUGAGUUGAAUGACUUGUACUCUGAGUGGGGAGAUGAACGAGUG
Molecule: messenger RNA, 435 nt
Organism: Mesocestoides corti
Lineage: Eukaryota; Metazoa; Platyhelminthes; Cestoda; Cyclophyllidea; Mesocestoididae
Source: the annotation of a GenBank genome assembly